AUGCUCACGCGCAGACACGUGGAUGCGGGUAUUCUGCCCGUUGUGUAUAUUGCCGAAGCGACCUACUUUUGUCUGGUCGCUCCACGCGCUGCGGAGAUCAACCUAACGCAAUCGCUGUUGCGCCCGUUCUCGUACGAAGUGUGGCUGUUCAUCGUGGGCUGUGCAGUGGCAAUAAGUGUAUUGAAUGAGCUCUCGCAGUACGACACCCGGAUGGGUGUGUGGCUGAGGUGGAUCUGUUCCUGCCCCCCGCUGCCUUCGUUCUACAGCACCUGUUUCGCGUUCAUUUGCUUCGUCCUUAUCGAGUCGUAUCUCGCUACGGUGACAUCCUUCUUUCUUGCCUACCGGUUCGUGCCGGAUGCGAAAACGUUAGAGGAAUUCUUCGCCACGGGCAUUCCGAUAAGGUUGGAGGAAGGAAUGGACACAUUUUUGAACAAUCUUGAACCACGCGUAAGAGAUCUUAUAGUAGCACGAGGCGUUCGCGGCACGGAGUGCGAAGAGUUCUCUGGCGGAUGCGCCCAUUUGGAUACGUUCGCGAGAGCUUCGGUGAGGAUUAAGGAACUGGUUGGGGUUGAUCCGAUCAGUGGCCGCAAGCGAUCGUACAUUGUGCCGGAGAUGGUGGCAAGAUACAGCUGCAUGUCGUACGCGUUUGCCCGCGGCUCACCGCUGACCGAUGUGGUAGCGGUGUACCUACGGUGGAUGUAUGAGGCCGAGCUGAUGCGUUUGUUUCAUCAAGAUUACGAGCAGUAUCUACAACCGAACGAUCAUGCACAUACGCUUGAAGAUUCGCUGGCGUUUGAGCAUCUGAUGUCGCUGUGGGUCUGUGUCGGUAUCGUGAUCGUACAGAGCGGCUACUCCAUCGGCACACCCGAUGAGUCAAGCUUAAUCGUAAUGUACAUGGAUUGCAGCACAUUGAGCAACUUGCUCAUCCAAUUCAAAGCGAUCAUGCGUGACUUUACCAGGAUCGUUCGGAAUGGAAAAUACAUCGUGCUAGUGGAGGACGCGUAUCUUUCUAACGGCAAUUUAGCGGUCGCAAUCGAGCUUGGAUCUGCGUUCUCAACGUACAACGUCGUGUACUGGUGUGUGACUGGGUUGCACCAGGCGGAAGAGCUCCAGUACACGCUGUUUUUUGCGUCGAGCGUUUACUUUAUGAACGGUCCACUGACGUACGCACCGGCGUUUGAGUGGAACCGCGGCCUGUUGCGCAAUGCCACGUUCGAUAUCUACGCCCUAGCAAUGACAUCCUUUCCAUACACCCACUUCCAGGGCAAACAUCGACCGUUUUGUGGGAUUGAUGUGAACAUUUUUGAAACCGUCAUGGAACGAAUUGGCUGUCAACUGAAGGUACGCAUCUUACAACCGACGGAUAGUAUAGACAACGAUAUCGCGGUCAUAACUAGGAGUUUGCAUCGGUCAAAGGCGGACGUAAUGAUGACGCGCCGACACGUGAAUGUGGGUAUUCUGCCCGUCGUGUACAUCCCGGACAUUACGUACUACUGUUUGGUAGCUCCACGCACUACGCAGAUCGACUUGACGCAAUCGUUGCUGCGUCCGUUCUCAGGCACGGUUUGGUGGUUUAUCGUAGUGUGCACGGUUUUGAUAAGCGCAUUCGAUGAACUUUCCAAGCAGCACACUCGGUUGGGACGAUUGGCGCAACAGCUUUUCGCUCGUCAACCGAUCGCAUCCUUCUAUCGCAUAUGUCUCGCGGUCAUUAGCUUCGUCCUUAUUGAGUCGUAUCUCGCUACGGUGACAUCCUUCUUUCUUGCCUACCGGUUCGUGCCGGAUGCGAAAACGUUGGAGGAAUUUUUCGCCACGGGCAUACCGAUAAGGUUGCCGGAGGGGAUGGUCAGAUUUUUGAGGAAUCUUGAACCACGCUUGAAGGAUCGAAUAAUGGCGCGAGGCGUUGGCGCAUCCGUGUGUUCGCCAUACUCUACCCAGUGCGCUCAUCUGGAAAGCUUCGCAAUGGCUUCGUACCAGAUCAGUGAAAACGUCGGCAUUGAUCCGGUUAGCGGUCGAAAGCGGUCAUACAUUGUGCCGGAAAUGGUGACAAGAUACAGCUAUUUAUCCUACGCGUUUGCCCGUGGCUCACCGUUGACCGAUCUGGUGGCGAUGUACCUACGGUGGAUGUAUGAGGCCGGGCUGAUGGGUUUGUUUCGGCACCAGUACGAGCAGUAUCUGCAGCCGACCGUGCACGUACACACGGUGGUGGACAGUUCGCUGGAGUUUGAGCAUCUGAUGUCGCUGUGGAUUUGUGUCAGUAUCGGUUGGGGCGUAUCGUGCGGUGUGUUUGUCAUGGAAAUGGGUCACGGAUGGCUGCAAAGAGUUCUAAAAGGAAGGCGUCAGGUUGCUGGAAAUGCUGGAAAACAGGCUUGGUGUAAAGUGGGAAACAAAACGGGCCCAAUGCCUGGUACGAAGAGUGUGCAAUGAAUUGCCCUAGGACUGGAGCAUAUUAACCCCUAUUUGCUGAGGAGCAAUCGAUGUUGCACUAAUUAAAAGCACGCGUUUUAUUGUCGCUAAUUGCACCCAAGAGUACAAUAAAAGUAUCAUCCUUUUGCACUGCCGAGUGAUGGCAAAACACAAUGGAGCUUUGAACGACAUAUCGGUCAACAAUUUUUUUUUAGUUUACUCAGGGGUCAGUAAGCUUUUCAAGUAAAGGGCUGGAAUGAAAAAAAAUCCCUUAUUACGACUCUGUUUUCGAGGGGUUGGAAUUAGUACGUGUACCCAAGUUUGAAUAUGUGAUGACACAUGUUACCACUCUGCACGUGUCCGGAUAGGAGUUAAAUAGGAGAGCCUAUAUUAUCCCUCAGAAGGGCUUCGGAUCCUAUCCCAUUGCACAGCACAGAAGAAUCAAAGCAGCAUCAUCGAAGAAUUUCCAAUUCUAUUAUGUUUUCCUAAACUAGCUUAAUCUUGGCAUAUCUCUCUCUCUCUCUCUCUCUCUCUCUCUCUCUCUCGCUCGCUCUCUCUCUCUCUCUCUCUCUCUCUCUCUCUCUCUCUCUCGGUUGGCCUGCUCACUAUAGAGCACGUCUAUGUGACAUGGCCUGGUCAACAAUAAUUCUCCAAGAUGCUCUGGCCGCAAGAUGGUCUCUGGCCGCAGCCUCCCAUCCAUGUAGACACCCGAUCUCCGACAGGUCUCGCUUUACCUGAUUCAGCCAUCGAGUUCGCUGUGCUCCCCUGCGCCUAAUACCCGUGUUCGGGGAUCGCUGUCGAUCAUCUUCUUGGUGGGGCAUGAGUUCGGUAUCCUCAUGACAUGCCCCAGCCAUCCAGCUUCUCAUAAGUUGUUAUAAAAUAAAAUAAAAAUGUUAUCGUGGGUUUCAAGCAUUAGUU
Molecule: messenger RNA, 3321 nt
Organism: Anopheles gambiae (African malaria mosquito)
Lineage: Eukaryota; Metazoa; Arthropoda; Insecta; Diptera; Culicidae
Exons: 3
Coding region: 1-2424 (807 amino acids)
Source: RefSeq, a predicted model, not a curated record